Messenger RNA from Adineta steineri, 2733 nucleotides. The record is from the annotation of a GenBank genome assembly. NCBI's taxonomy places the organism in Eukaryota, Metazoa, Rotifera, Eurotatoria, Adinetida, Adinetidae.
AUGAUUACUAUGGCUAUUUUAUCAUCGCAUCUCGUUAUUGUGAACCACAAAGGUGAAAUUAGCUCUAGUUUGGAAAGUUUAAUUGGCAUGUCAUUAUACGCAAAAAUGCAAAUGCAAUCAUUUCCAAUGAAGCCCAAACUAUUUUUUGUGCUACGUGAUCAAAUAAAUUCCGACAAGAAAAUUUUUCAGGAGCAAUUGAAUAAAUUCAAAGAUAAUCUCAGAACUUCUUCAAGUUUUCUAAAAGUCAACAUUGAUGACGAGCUUGAAAUAACAUCGGAUAACAUUUGUCUUCUUCCAUCCGCAUUUUCAGAAGAUAUAAAUCCAGAUUUGGGCAUCAAACAGCAAUGGAGAAAUUCAACAUUUCCAUAUAACAUUCAUGAUUUGCGUAAACACAUUUUCGCCGGUCUCAAACAACAUUCUAAUUCAUUCUACUCUGAUUUCACGAUGCUUUACAACAAAAUGACAAGUAAUUGGAAAACAAUUGAUGAUCUAGGCCAAGGUCUGCUGGAAUGCAAAUCAUUAGCUGAAUUGAAAAUAACUAAUGAGUUAAAAUCACUAACGCAGGAAAUUUAUGAAGAAAAGUCUAGGGAACUCUACGAUAAGGGAAAAACGAUGUUAGAAGACGUGAUUCAGAAAUGGAAGGAUGAUGAUAUCCAGACUCCAUCUGAUGUAAUUAUGAAGACAUUGUCGGAAGAGGGAACACACAAACUGGAUAUUUUAACGCGGGAUAUUCUCAAUGGUGCUCUUGAAAAGUUUGACGAAGCCACUCAAGCAGCUUAUUAUAGUGGUCUGAAAGCGAGACCUCGUGAAUCCAUUGAUCCACUUAUUCGCUCUACGCAAAACUUAUUAUACCAGCGAUUUCAAGAAGAUUUAUACGACAAAGCCAAAACAAAUGCUCAGUUAAGCUUACAAAAGCAAAUGUUAAAUAAAUGCAAUGAAUUCUUCAUUCAGAAUAUAAAUAAUGGAAAUGCUGAUUUUUCAACUUUGAAGGCAGAAUUAGCCAAAAGACGGAAACAGCUGGAAGCCGAUAUAAGACAAAAUUUGAGUUUAUUGAGAAAAACACCUGAUGAAAUUCGAGAAACAAUACUCAAUAUUUACAAUACCGCUAUCACGGCGCGUAAGGGUAAUGCAGAAAAAACAAUCUAUAACCAAUGUAAGGUAUUAUCUCCAGCAACAUUUGAAGAUGAGUGCCGUAAUUUAGAUAAUGUUUUUCAAUCAAUAUUUUCAUAUUUGAAACAUCCAAAACAGCCUACGGGUAAAUGGUGGAAUAGUUUCUUUUCGCAUAGUAAAUGGGAUACCUUUGCAAAACAAUUACACUGGUUUAAAAAGUCAGAUUCUAAGGACAAUCAAAGAAUCUUUAUGGAAAUCAUUGAAGAAGUAGUUGAAAAAGUAAAUCAUAACGUUUCAGAGAUGUUGUCAAGUAUACAACUAGCCUACAACGAUCAAGCAGUGAUUAUCGGUUUACUACAACAUGUUAGCAACGCAAUGCAAUCUCAACAAUCCCCGAUUCAAAAAUAUUAUAACGGAUUAAAUGUACCUCAGAUUACGAUGGAUUUAGUACUCAUUUCACUCCGAUUACUCAUUGAUCAAUCAAUUACAAUUACUAAUCGUAAACAUGAAGAAUUAGAGAAAUCAAUAAAUAAACUAGAUGAUUGGGAAAAGGAAAUUGAGCAGCAAUUUAAUUUGAUGAAAAAUUCAACUGAACAAGCAACUAACUAUCGCCGAGCAUUGCAACAGAAUAUUAUAAGUGAAGCUUUUGACCACUUCCGUCAAGUUACCAUUAAAUCGAUCGAUAAGUACAUUGCUGAGAGGGAUUUUUCGAAUUCAACAGUCCUUGCAGAAGCUGCCUAUGCGCACAGUAUUCAAACAGGAGAUGCAAAUGAAAUCAUGAAAUAUGUCUCAGAUAUUAAUCGUUACUAUUUGGAACGCGCUUUAGAAAAAGUCAGACCAUUUAGGAGUAGUACAAUCGAGGGCAAAAUGAUAGAGUUUCAAGAUGCGGUGCUAAAUUGUGCCCGGAUAGCAUCUGAAGUUGUAGAAAAGCACGGUUCUCGUGACAUCAGCGUUGUGCACAAUUCUAUUUCUACUUCUAUCAAAAGAAUUCUACCGAAUUAUAACGGAAACAAAAUGAUGGUCGUACAAGUAGAAAUAACGAAACCAGAUCAGUUUAAACAAAGCUUUAAAGCUAUAGCAGGCGAAACAACAAAAAUGCAAGAAAAUGUUAAAGAAUUGAAGAGUGAAAUGGAAAAAGUGAUUACGGAAGCAUGCAAAACGAUCGUUACUUCAGCUCUUGGUUGCGCCUCAAUAUGUCCAGGUUGUGGUACGAAAUGUCAAUUAUCUAACCAACCACAUAGCCACCACACGAGCAAGUAUCAUCUGGCGGGUGUGUUUCAUGGAUGGCGAAUUAAGGGGGAAAAUACACCAUAUUUAGUUCUAUGUUAUCAAAACUGGGCAACAUCUGAUGUGGUUGUUGGCGAAGAAACGAUUCACCCCAAAAGCAAGUACUAUAAGGACAGAGCCCCUGAAUGGUUUCAAAACCUCAACCAAAUGGCUAACUAUGGUCCGGAUAAAGAUAAUUCAAUACCACCAGAGGAUCAAAGAAAAGCUUGGAUGAAAGUAAGAAAAACUAUCGUGAAGAGGUUUGGAUUAGUUGACCUACCGAACUAUAGUAAAGAAUAUGACACAACCAUCCAAAGUUCACCAGAGAAUUUUGUCGAAAAAUGGAUAUAUGAUUAA